Messenger RNA from Papilio xuthus (Asian swallowtail), 1916 nucleotides. RefSeq lists its product as uncharacterized. The coding region runs from base 1067 to 1870 and encodes 267 amino acids. NCBI's taxonomy places the organism in Eukaryota, Metazoa, Arthropoda, Insecta, Lepidoptera, Papilionidae. The transcript has 2 exons. The record is from RefSeq and is a predicted model, not a curated record.
CAACACUAGCCUUACUAAAAUGUCGACGUUUAUGUCCCCUCACUAAUCAUUCUGACACUGGACUUUGUAAUGAAAUCGCGUCAUUCGCGCCUAAGGAUUCUAAUUGAUAAUAAAAUUUGAGGGCCGGUUUUUGGCUUUUGCGCCCUGGGCGAGAAUUAUGCGACGUCUACUUUUAUGGUAAGUGGUGAAAUCUUUCAAAGAUAGAGUAUCUUACGGGGCACCGGAAGCGCCAGAUUCGGAUAUAUGCUCGGUACCCUGGGCGGUUGCUCUAUCUUGCCCUACUCUAACGCCGUUAUCUUUCUCACGGUGAAGGAGAACAUCAUGAGUAUCAUAGGAACAAUAUGUCAGAUUGUCGUUUAACCAGGUUAGACAUUAUUUUGUAUAUGUGAAUUGAGUUUAUGGAGAGAGAUAACUACGUAAUAAUUUGAUCAGAGAACGUCUCUAAUUAUAAUGUAAAGUUUACCGACCCUGAAUGAUAACAAUUCAUUUAUAUGAAAAGUUUUGCUAUUGUUAUUCAAACCUUAUCAUAUUGAAAUAAAGUUCAUUUUUCUUUAAACGUGUUUACAAAAAUUUCAAUGCCACUUAAACGGUUCCGCUGAAAAAUUUAAAAGCGAUAAGCGUAGUGUACAUUGAAGGAAGUACACAGGUUUCCAGUGUCUAGAUACAUGUAUAAAAACACUUUUUAUUGGCAGGUCUUACCAACAAGACUAGUCUUUAAGUUUUUGAAUAAAAUUCAAAAUCAUGAUAAAUAGUUUUCCAUUAGCAACAUUAAUCUGGUAAUACGAUUAUUUUUCAUAAUAUUUUUUUACUAAAAUAAGCAUAUUCAAUUUCGAUAAAAAUAAUUCGCAUCUGGCAAGUAUCAAGUAAUCAUGAAACGCAGUUCUUUUUUUAACAGGCGUCAGUGUGCACGCGGCGGCUUACAUCAUCUCGGUAUCAACAGUUUACCGAACAAACACCUGACUAAACAGUCGAUGACGAGCCUCAAUGCAAACUGCAUUCUAGCCCACGCUGUCCGCUGAUCAUACAUUCAUUGCCACGCCUAGGAAGCCACCGACGAACCAAAACUAUGGAGCGAAACCCACACUUCGAAAGCAAGAGAACCGGCAGUCCGUUCCAAAAAGAUAAAGAACCAGAUGGUAUAAUUCACGAGGAAGUUCUGCAGAAGACAAACUAUGAUAUACAGAAGGAAAAGAAUAAUGAACUUCUGCAGAAGAUUAACAAGAAGACGGCGGAGUACCAGUCGAACAAACCGAGCUCCGGCGUGUUCACAGAAGUAGUGACCCAUGGUGCGUUCACUACCAAAAAGGUGGAAAAGGAGAAAGCAUCGAAAGUAGAAAGUGUACCGGCCAAGUACGGGAACGGUUCAAAUUCUAAAUCACUUCUCGGUUACCCAUCAUCAGCUAACGACUUAGCAUUAGACGCCAAAUCAGAUUUAGAAUCCGAUCCUAAUAUAUCUAAAGAAGUUAAAGAUAAAGUUAUUGAAAAAUUGUUUACAUUAGUAUCAAUGGUGCAACAUACUUACGAAUCUAAAGUUCGCGUAAUGACUGACUUUGAAAAGUUUAAAGAUACAAAUUUAAAGAAUGAAAUCCGCAGAGAGAAGGAACAUUCCGAACAACUAUACAAAUUAAACAUGAACUUUCAGAAUGAAGUCAUACAAGCAGUGCAACAAUUGAAGAGUGAACUAGAUAUAUCUAGAAAUAUAUCUAAUAACGUAGAAGAUAAUAAUAUUAAUAAUAUAGAAGAUUCUAUAAGUUUUAAUACGAAUGAUGUUCAAACAACGUUGAAUAAAAAUAUUUUAGAUGACGUCACCGAUGAUAGAACCCAACAAAGCGAACAAUCAGUUACCAAAGUCGACGACAAGUCGGAAUAAAUUAGCAUAAUUAUUUUACAACUGUUUAGUUUAAUAAAAUAUAUUU